Dermacentor silvarum is the source of this 828-nucleotide messenger RNA. Its product is annotated as phospholipid-transporting ATPase ABCA3. Gene Ontology annotation, biological process: transmembrane transport; lipid transport. The transcript is spliced from 5 exons. Gene Ontology annotation, molecular function: ATP binding; lipid carrier activity; ATP hydrolysis activity. Lineage: Eukaryota; Metazoa; Arthropoda; Arachnida; Ixodida; Ixodidae. The coding region runs from base 1 to 828 and encodes 275 amino acids. The record is from RefSeq and is a predicted model, not a curated record. Gene Ontology annotation, cellular component: membrane; intracellular membrane-bounded organelle.
AUGCAGGAGAUUCUCGCUGACCUUCGUGUAGCAUUGCGAAUGUUCGGCGCACUCGGAGGACCGACUAGCGGCAGGGUGACAGUGUGCGGCCACAGUUUGUACACCAGCCAAGAGUUGGUACGCAGGGAGGUCACACUGUGCCAGCAGUCUGACAUCUUUUUUGAGGACCUGACAUGCGAGGAGAACGCCAUUUACUUCGCCACCCUAAGGGAUACCGACGGCGGUGAUGUGCAGCAUGCCACGACGAGCAUGCUGGAGAAACUGAACUUGAGCGACGUGGGACCCAAGAUGCCCGGAGAGAUUUCCUGCGGAAAGGCUCGAAUGUUGAGUCUGGCCACCGCCAUCGCUUCGCAGCCCAAGCUUCUCAUGCUCGACGAGCCCUGCUCGGGCCUGGACCCUGGUACUCGUCGUAAAAUCUGGGGCCUACUGCAGCAGAUUGGGAGAGAGAGGGCAGUUUUGUUGUCCUCGCACGACAUGGACGAGGCAGACGCCGUGGCGGACCAGAUCAUCAUAAUGGCCGCAGGAAGGAUAAUUUGCAGUGGUUCGACUACGUUUCUCAAGAAAGCCUGCGGUGUUGGAUACAAGGUGACCCUCCAUAAAGAUCCCCAGCUAUUCAAUCUGAAGCAGGCGCUCGCCACUAUUCAAAGCGUUAUCCCCGGCGCUGAAGUGCACGAGGACAAACAAAGCUCUGCGACUAUCGGACUGCGCACGCUCGAUCAUCGCGGUUUUCCGGCUCUGUUCGACAGGCUGGAAAGCUCGUCGAAGCAGCUUGGCAUCGUCGACAUUGCCGUCACAGUUGCCACUAUGAAAGACGUCUACACUAAGUAA